Molecule: messenger RNA, 1030 nt
Organism: Callorhinchus milii (elephant shark)
Lineage: Eukaryota; Metazoa; Chordata; Chondrichthyes; Chimaeriformes; Callorhinchidae
Gene: mrpl40
Product: mitochondrial ribosomal protein L40
Cellular component (GO): mitochondrial large ribosomal subunit; mitochondrial ribosome
Source: RefSeq, marked provisional
AAAGUGAGUCGAAAGCACCAAAGGAGGGCAGCGGGGAAGGGUGUUGUGGAAAAAUCUGAAGAAAUCAAAUAGAAUGUUCCCGGAUGGUUCUGCAACAUCGAGGGAGACAGAGUGAUUCACGAGGCAAAGGAAACAAUGACAGGACCCAACGACGUGGUGUUUAGGAUUAAAAAAAAACUUGGAUCUCCUGUUGUCUCGUGUGAAUCAGAUUUAAAUCCCGGAGUAAUGCUGCCAUCCAAAUAACAAAUGCUAAAGCAGGCGAUGAAAUCUAUAAGGACAGGAGAGCGGACACUUCUCUCUCUGACAUUACACCGAAGUGAAUGGUUAACACUGGAAUACCAGAGAAUUGUGGGUUUUAAAUCGGAUGCCCAGAGAAAAAAAUGGGGUUACUGUCAGCCCCCGUGCAACAUGGAUUGCUCCAGUUCGAUGUGGUCAUUGGCAGAUGUCCAUGUUGGCGCUCAGAGAAUCCUUACCCAUGAGAGCUGAACCCAGGAAAAAGAAGAAAGUGGAUCCAAGGAGGGAUCAAGCAGCGAAAGAUCGUCUGAAGAAAAAGCUAAAGAAACUGGAACGUGUUCCUCCAGAGUUGAUCCCAAUCGAGGAUUUCAUCACUCCUUCAAAAUACCUUGAUGAAUCUAGAGUCCGAGACCCUCCUGAACUGACCAUAGAAGAGAUCGAGAGACGAGCACUUCUGAUGAAGGAAUGGUCACGGCAUAAACAUAAGCAGCACAAAGAAGAAAAGGAAAUGAUUCAGUCCAUGGUGGAGGCUCAGCAGGAAGCACUACAGGAACUGCGUCUGGAAUCAGAGGAGUUGUACCAAGCUGCCAUUGAACGGGACGAAGGACUAUUUCCAUUAGAGUUACAAGGGCCCAGCUUUACUCCGCCUAUACCUGGCUUUCAGGCCCCUGAGGGCAAAUAUAAUAACAUCACAAAGGUAUACAAACAGUGACCUGUUUGAAAUGUCGAGAGAUUUUGAUUGCCCUUUGUGAUUUUUUUUNCUACGUAAAUAAAAUUAAGAGAUGCUGACAAGUGU